This is a messenger RNA of Dentiscutata heterogama, 909 nucleotides long. Lineage: Eukaryota; Fungi; Glomeromycota; Glomeromycetes; Diversisporales; Gigasporaceae. The record is from the annotation of a GenBank genome assembly.
AUGGCCGUGUCUGUAGCGAAUUAUCAAAGCGAACAAAACGUACCAAAAUUGAAUUCUUUGGGAUAUGACGAUGAAAGUGUUUCGUUAGCAAAAUGUUUACCUUCACAUCCGCAAAAACCUUCUCGUCUUCCUAUUUUUGAGACAGCAGUGAUACAACAAAAUGGUGUUGGGAAUUCCCAACGUAACGCACCACAAGGACAUGUGCGUAGUAACGCUAAUAUGGGAUCUCAUCAUCAUAGUAUGAAUUGUGGUGACUUUUCAUCUAAUAUGCAGCAACAGCCGCCUUCACAAAAUCGUAAUGGAUGCAAACAGUCUUUCUCACAAAGUCGGUCAGAAAAAAUUCGAAAGAGAGCUUCCAGUUUUAACGAAAAUUUAGGGAAAAAUAAACCAUUGCAAUCAUCGCAAAGUCUCAAUUCUCAGAAAGUCGAUAAACAAACAAUUUCAUUUCAACAAGGGGAAAAAUCUUCUUCAUGUUCUAAAUCUCCUAAAUCAAUACAAGGAUCUGAACAGUCGCCUAUUCAAUCACAAAAGCCGUCACAACACAUAAAAUUGUCUACACCGACAAAUCAACGCCUAGAAUUAGAUUCACCUAAAAGUCAUGAUCAAAAACAUUCUAAUGAAAAUUCACAAUCAACAAAUGAUGAUAUUAAAUCAAAUAUUGCUACCUCUACUGAUAGUGCUGUUGUGUCCAAAUCUCAGAACUCAGCAGGACAACAAUCAUCUAAUCAAUUAUCUUUCAAUCAUACAAAUGACCUCCGGAAGUCUUUUACGAAGCGUUUAAAGAGAGUAUUUAGUCUAAGUAAUAUUAAACAAGAUGAUGUUACUCAACUUAGUUCAUCAACGUCAAAUUCAAGUUCACCUUCACCUCCGAGUGCUUCUGUUGUUAAACCUAAAUUUUCAUCUCUUCGA